CAGACACCCAAAUCUAGCACUCCAUCUCCCGCCAUAUCACACAGAACAAUAAAAACACGCUAACUUAUUUCUCUCUUCCUCCUCCUCGCUUUUGUCGUAAAUGGAGUUACCAGUUGUAGAUCUGUCUCGUUACCUACAAUCCUCCACCAACCAAUCGGAUCCUCAUCUGGGAACCGAUCUCCUCGAAUCCUGCCGAGAGGUGAGUCGGAUCCUGAAAGAAACCGGAGCUCUACUGGUUAAAGAUCCGAGAUGCAGCGCCGAAGACAACGACCGAUUCAUCGAUAUGAUGGAGACUUAUUUCUCCAAGCCCGAUGAGUUCAAGCGGUUGCAAGAAAGACCUAAUCUCCACUAUCAGGUUGGUGUGACACCGGAAGGAGUUGAGGUUCCGAGAAGUUUGGUUGAUGAAGAGAUGCAAGAGAAAUUUGAGAAGAUGCCUAAAGAGUAUAAACCACACAUUCCUAAGGGACCUGAUCACAAGUGGAGGUACAUGUGGAGAGUUGGUUCUCGUCCAUCUAACACACGCUUUAAGGAGCUCAACUCUGAGCCUGUGAUACCAGAAGGUUUUCCAGAAUGGAAAGAAGUGAUGGACUCUUGGGGUUACAAGAUGAUCUCAGCUGUUGAGGUUGUUGCUGAAAUGGCAGCAAUUGGGUUUGGUUUGUCCAAGGAUGCGUUUACAUCACUCAUGAAGCAGGGUCCUCAUCUUCUUGCUCCAACGGGAAGUGAUCUUAGCUGCUACAACGAGGAGGGGACUAUAUUUGCAGGAUAUCAUUAUGACCUCAAUUUCCUAACUAUUCAUGGAAGAAGUAGGUUCCCUGGUCUAUAUAUUUGGUUAAGGAAUGGUGAAAAGGUUGCUGUUAAAGUUCCUGUAGGCUGCCUCUUGAUUCAAACUGGAAAGCAGAUAGAAUGGUUGACUGCUGGAGAAUGCAUUGCAGGAAUGCAUGAAGUAGUUGUCACGAGCAAGACUAAGGAUGCAAUCAAAUUAGCAAAAGAACAGAACCGAAGCCUAUGGAGAGUUUCCUCCACUUUGUUUGCCCACAUAGCCUCAGAUGCUGAGCUGAAACCUUUGGGACAUUUCGCGGAAUCAUCACUGGCAAGUAACUAUCCGGCGAUACCCGCAGGAGAGUACGUUGAACAAGAGCUCUCUGUUAUCAAUCUUAAAGGAAAGAAGUCAUCUACAUAACUUUACUGUUCUUCCACAAACCAGUUGGAUUGUCAGGUCUGAAACAUCUGCUUUUGUUGAAGCAGCUGAUCUUGAUAACUCAAAAUUGUGUCAAAUUUGGGAUUUAUAGUUGCUUAAUCUAAGCAUUUCAAAUGUUUUUAUCUAUUUGCGUUUUAGUUAUGUCAGUGAAAACCAAACACAUGAUAUCACAAUUUGUUAAACCAUGCCCCUAUCUAUAUACCAGUGUUCUAAAAUCAUCCCGCCUAGGUGGCAAAUCAAAC
Molecule: messenger RNA, 1440 nt
Organism: Eruca vesicaria subsp. sativa (arugula)
Lineage: Eukaryota; Viridiplantae; Streptophyta; Magnoliopsida; Brassicales; Brassicaceae
Source: the annotation of a GenBank genome assembly